AUGGAAGCUUUGCCUUGCUGUGUAUCUGACCUGAGCCCAUCUGUACCUCCUAAGUCAGAGCCUGGUGGUGUUCCAUUCAUUGGGGUCUCACCGCAGUGGUACCAGACUUACCCAGGACACCCAAUCAACUUAAGCCCUGCUGCAGCUUCCACCAGGAGCGGGGAUUACAGCUUUCUUUGUCUAUUGUCCAAAACUCUGCUUAACUCUGGCUUUCUCAAGAGGAAGGUGAAAGCAUCGAAUGUAGUUGAAACUACAUAUUCUAACUUUAAAAGCAAUAUCGUGAAGAGACAGAUGGCUGAGAUGCCUGUUGCUAGUAGCCCAAUAGCCACAAGAGGGCAGCAGGUCUCCACUGGAAAUUGUGCAGCUCAGCCUUUUCAGGAGGACCAUUCUCUAGAUGAUCAGAUUGAUGCUUCUGGAUCAGAGGUGGAGAGAACACAGGAGGAAGUGACCAUGAUUCUUGGUAAGAAAUCCCACAGUUUUGGGAAGACCUGUGUGGUAGCAAAUUUAGGAAGAAAGGAUGAUGCUUUAAGGUGUUGGGAGUCAUCUAACAUCCAAUGGAAAAAUUGGCAGAAAAAUGUUGCUCUGAAAAGUCAGAGGUGUCUCACCCCACUGCCGUCACUCCUGAAGGAGCCCUGGAAUGUCACGGGGAAAAUGCAGAUCUGUGCGAGACCCAAGUGCCUGUGGAAAGGCUGCAGGGAUGGAAUUCAUAGAGAGGAGUUGGUGCAUCAUCAAAGUUUCAGUGACAUGAAACUCCAGCCAGAGGUGAAGAUGCAUCUUACUGGCCUACGAGAUGACUACUAUCUAAACAUCCUGGAUGAUUCUGAAGGUCUUCUUGCUCUUGCCCUUGGGUCUGCUGUACACAUCUGGAAUGGUGAAAGCCACGAUGGGAUGGGACACAUAGACUUGAGUCCUUGGUCCAACUAUAUCUCCUCAGUUUCCUGGAUAAAAGAGGGAGCCUGCCUGGCCAUUGGCACCAGUGAGGGAGAAAUACAAUUAUGGGAUGUGGUGAUUAAAAAGAGGCUGCGAAAUAUGGUUGGUCAUAUUUCAGUAGUUGGGGCUUUGAGCUGGAAUCAUUGUGUCCUCAGCAGUGGUUCAAGACUGGGCCAUAUUCGUCAUUAUGAUGUUCGAAUAGCUCAGCAUCACGUUGGAACACUUUGACAUGAGAGAGCUAUAUGUGCCCUAUAUAUAUGGUCACCAAGUGAUAAGCUGCUUUCCCGUGGUUGUAUUGAUGGGCUAUUGAAUAUAUGGCCCUAUGAUCCUGGUGCCAAAUUCUGUUAACCACUAAAAGUCCUACAUCAUUCUACAGCAAUUAAGGCUAUGAACUGGUGUCCUUGGCAAUCUGAAAUCCUUGCUGUUGGAGGAGGUAUGAAAGAUGGACAUUUACAUGUCUGGGAUAUAAACACUGAGAACAGCAUCCAGAGUCCAUGUACAGAAUCACAGAUUUGUUCCCUGAUCUGGUUACCUAAGACAAAAGAGAUUGCAACUGGCCACGGUAUUCCUAAAAAUGAAGUGACUCUAUGGAACUAUCCCCUUCUGACCCAGUCUGGUGGAUUUUUCGGUCACAGACGCAGGAUCUUGCCCCUGGCCUUGAGUCCAGAUCAGAGCAAGAUUUUUUCGGUUGCAGCUGAUGGAAUAGCCUAUGUCUGGAGAUGCUGUUAA
Molecule: messenger RNA, 1659 nt
Organism: Vombatus ursinus (common wombat)
Lineage: Eukaryota; Metazoa; Chordata; Mammalia; Diprotodontia; Vombatidae
Gene: CDC20B
Product: cell division cycle 20B
Biological process (GO): positive regulation of ubiquitin protein ligase activity; positive regulation of anaphase-promoting complex-dependent catabolic process; anaphase-promoting complex-dependent catabolic process
Cellular component (GO): anaphase-promoting complex
Molecular function (GO): ubiquitin ligase activator activity; protein binding; anaphase-promoting complex binding
Source: RefSeq, a predicted model, not a curated record